CAAAAAAAAGCAGAAGACAAACAACAACAAAACAAGAAAACAAAAGAAGCUUAAAUUUAAAUUAUUAUUUAGGAAAUAAUGCAAAGUUUUAAAAUGUGUCCUUGAAUGAUUAUUUUAAUAAAACUACUCAAACAAAGAAGACAAAACAACUGUCAAACAAGCAUCCAGCAGCAACCACAAUCAAAAUAACAACAACCAAAAUAAGUGUCAUCAAGCCUUUUCAUAUUUCUACUGCAUUUUAUAGAUGAUAUUGUUGUUAUUGUUGUCUUAAGUCUCAUUGACUGUCACAGGAAGUGAUGUCAUUUUAACAACAAAAACCUCAUCUUCAAAAGCUCUCUUUGCUUUCACAAACGAACAAAAACAAACAACUCACUUAACAAACUUUGACAACUUGUCAAAUGUUUGUAAGAAUAAAACUUUAAUUUGCAAAUAAACCUAAGAUUUGAAAAUCUAAAAGGAAUACUUUACUUCAUCCCAAUAAAAAGAAAUAUUUAAAAAACAUAUAAUUUUAAAUUUAUAAAAAAGUGUUGUUGUUCUUGUGCAAUUGUAAUUUCAAAGGUUUUGUGUUUUAUUUUAUUUUUAAAUUGCAAAAAUGCCUUUAAUAAGGCAUCCUCGAAAUGUUGUGCCUCCUUGUAGAAGAGCAGCAGCCGCAGCCAGAUCAUCAUCAUUUCAUGGUUGUUUAUGUUAUUUAAUCGUACUUAGCAUAUGUCUGCCAAUAUUUAUUAAUAACAGUCCUGGUGUUCGGGCUGCUGUUGUUGCUGUACCAACAACAACAGCAACAAAGUCCUCAAUGAAUAAUAUCAAAACGGAUACAGCACAGUCAAAAGCUUAUUCAACAUCAACGUCAUCACCAUCAUCAUCAUCACCAUCAUCUACUUCUAAGUUUGUAACGGGUGCUACUUCAAAUAAUUUCCCUAGUUUAGAUGAAGAUUUUUCAUCACAUUCUGUGAUACGUCCAAAAAUUCAUCAUGCCAGACAUAAAAGGGAACUACGUCACACAUUAGAUGCGGAUGGUCUACAUGCAUCUCAUAUCACUUUAACGUAUCAUCAUAAAGGUCAAAAAAUUUUAAUUGAUCUUAAACGUAACGAUGACUUACUGCCUUCAGAACAUUUUUUACGUUAUCAAAAUUCGAAUACAACACAAGGACAUGUUGUGAAAAAUUUUACCAAGACUGAAAUUGAAUUGUGUCAUUAUCAGGGUUCUAUACGUGACCAACCUCAAUCGUAUGUUGCUGUUUCGACGUGUAAUGGCGGCAUUAAUGGCAUCAUUUUCGAUGGCAUUGACACAUUUUUCAUACACUCUGGCAGUGAUGGACAAUUGUAUGAUGAACAUUUUUUGUAUAGACAUGGUGAUUUUACUAAAAAUACCACUUGUGGUUAUGAUCAUGAACAUCAUGAAGAAAAACAAGAUUUUCUCAAGAAUUUGGAAGACAAUAAGGUGCCUGAUAUAGCCAAUCAUAUAGAUGGCUUAGAAUUUAAUCGCAUUUUAAGGCAUAAACGUUCUUAUGAUGACAGUAAUAUGAUACGCGGACCCUAUAAUUCCAAUAAACAUUCAUCCUAUGUGGAAAUCGUUAUAGUGGUGGACAAUAAAGCGUUUAAAUCUUUUAAUGAAAAUAUCAAAAAAGUUCAUCAACAUUGUAAAGAUUUGGCCAAUAUUAUGAAUGCUCUCUAUGUUCCUUUAAAUAUUUUCAUAGCUUUAGUGGGUGUUGUUAUAUGGAAUGAAUCAAAUGAAAUUGAAAUAACACCUGAUGCUGAUGUAACCUUAAGAAAUUUUUUGAAUUAUAGACGCACGAAAUUGGUAUUGGAGCAUCCAAAUGAUUCGGCUCAGCUGUUGACAAAAAUUAAGUUCGAUAAGGGUGUAGUAGGCAAAGCUUUUAAAGGACCCAUUUGCACCCACGAAUACUCUGGCAGUGUUAGUGUAGAACACAGUCCUGUAGUUGGUGUUGUGGCCACCACAAUGGCCCACGAAUUGGGUCAUAAUUUUGGCAUGGAACAUGACUCCUCCGAUUGCAAGUGUCAAGAUGAAAAGUGUAUUAUGUCUGCCAGUAGUACGUCAGUAUUACCCACCCAUUGGAGUUCCUGUAGCAUAGAUCAAUUAAAUAUUGCCUUUUCAAGAGGCAUGAACUAUUGUCUACGCAAUAAACCCACUAAACUAUUCGAUUCGCCACAAUGCGGCAAUGGUUUUGUGGAACCGGGCGAACAGUGUGAUUGUGGUCUGCCCAAUUAUUGUGAAAAUACCUGCUGUGAUCCUUAUACUUGUAUGUUGCAUACAAAUGCCUCUUGUGCCACCGGAGAAUGUUGUGAUUUAACCACCUGUCGACCCAAAGUUGCCGGCACCGAAUGUCGUAAUGCGGAAAAUGAAUGUGAUUUGCCCGAAUAUUGUACCGGAGAAUCGGAGUAUUGUCCGCGUGAUGUUUUCAAACGUGACACAGAAGAGUGUGACAAUGGCCAGGCUUAUUGUUAUCAGGGCAAUUGUAGAUCUCAUUCAUAUCAAUGUCGCAUAUUAUGGGGACCAACAGGAGAAAACUCUGAACCUUGUUAUGCCCAAAUGAAUGUCCAAGGCCAGAGAGUGGGUAAUUGUGGUUACAAUCGCUUGAAUAGUACCUAUAUAGCCUGUGAAGAAGAGAAUGCUUUGUGUGGCAUGUUACACUGUCGACAUUUAAAUGAGAAACUAGAAUUUGGCAUGGAAACAGCGGCGGUUUUGUCGCAUUCUUUUAUAACGCACGACAACAAUAUUGUGCCCUGUAGAUCAGCUUUAGUCGAUUUGGGUUUACAGUUUAUGGAUCCGGGAUUAACACCUAAUGGCGCCAAAUGUGGUGAUAAUAAAAUGUGUGUUGACCAGAAGUGUUUAGCCAUAGAACAUUUGCGUUAUACUGGAAUGGGCAAGGAAUGUCCGGAGAAUUGUAAUGGCAAUGGUAUAUGCAAUAGCAAGGGUAAUUGUCACUGUAAUAUAGGAUUUACGGGACCUACUUGUAAAAUGCCAGGACCAGGAGGUUCAGUAGACAGUGGUCCAGCCACCAAUCCUAAUAGUCACGAAGCUUUCCAACGCUUUUUGUAUAUCUUCUUCUUUGCCGUUCUACCCAUUAUGGCAGCGUUCUGUUUCUUCAUGUACUAUUGUCGUCAUCAUCCGCUCUUCGUUGGUGGCAAAUUGGCUGAAAAUAUUAUUAAAUCAGCCAGCGGUGCUAAACAACCGCCUAGAGGACCACACGCUAAUAGCGGCAAUCAAAUGCAGGCUAACGGUUUACCCAAAUCUACACCCAGCAGUACGGAUGAUAUGAAUUCGGCUUUGUUGAAAUCGCCGAGUGAUUCGAAUGAUAAUGUGGGCAAUGGUGGUUUGUAUGGCAAAUUUAAAGGUUUCACCUUAAGGCCUCUAAACGAUGCCACCUCACCGACCAAUAACUUUACCGGACCAAAUGUAGCCUAUGUACAGCCAACUUUACAGGAUAAUUCAAUGCAGGUACCACAGAGAGUUGCACCACCACCUCCUCUCAAGCCCAGUGAAGUUAAAUUGAAUGGCACUUUAACGAGGAAAGCUCCUGCAGUUCCUAUUGCCCCCAAUACAGCACCAGGCCCAGCCUUACCUCCCCCAAAUCCUGGUUCUACUGCUCGUCCCAUAAUUUCCAUGCCAGUAUUAGAGAAUUCCACACUCACAAUGUCUCCUACUAGACCAGCUCCAACGGUACCAGAAGUGGAAUUCUUAAAACCGGCACCACCGCCACCAGUACCUUUACACAAUGAUCCCAAAUUAAAUGUCAAAAGAGAUGGCACCAUACGGCGCAUAACUUCGUUUCUAAAGAAAGAAGAAAAAGUGCCGCCAAAGGAAAAAACCUAUAUAGAUCGUGAGAAAUUGAAAAAUUUAGAAAUAUCCGCACCCAUUCCCCUCAACAAUUCACCGCCUGGUGAAUCCUCCAAUUCAGAUUCGGAAACUUUAACACCCAAAGAGGAAGAAACCAAAAAUCUAGUUAAACGUGCCCAAUCUAUGCGUUCGCCUACUAAAAAAGCCAAUAUACCAACCUUUGGUUCUAUGCGUCAAACCGCCCAGGGACAAAGUAGACCUAAAAGUGCCGUUUCCUCGCAAACACUAAAUGCGGCAAGACCGAAAAGUCCUCCGCCUAGACCACCACCAUUAAAGAAAACCAAUUCAACUACAUCGUCUGGUUAUCAAUUGCCCAUAGCAGUUAAACGUGGACCAGAACACACCUACGAUGAUUGUGAGUUUGUCGAACAGCCUUUGGCCAGUGUAGAGGAACAAGACUCUCCCUUGCAGCGAGCUAGCACCAAUGAAAAUGAUAACAUCUAUUCGGUUAUAGAUGAAAUACCACCAGCUGCCCAGACUAUUAGACGCAGUGAUUUGGUGGGUAGCCAACGUAAUAGUGUGGCGAGUAGUACAGAUAUGGGACUGUUGGGUGAAAUAGUCAAUGAAAUUGAAAAGCGUAAUGGUGGCGAUUCGAUAUAUUCAGCCACAGCUACGAAUCUAGUUAAACAAAAAUCCAAAGAUGAAACACAAAAACCCAAAGUGGAGGAAGUGAAAAAAGAAGCAACCGCCACAAAAGAGUCUCAAAUAAAUACAAAUACUAAAACUAGUUUAAGUACAACACAACCCCAAACAUCCUAUUUAAGGCCAGCUCCAGUGAAUGCGCCCAUAGCACGAGUGGCCCCCACAAGAUCCGAUAUUUCACCCACCAAUGCAUUUUCAAGUUUUAAACCACCGCCUCACUCAACAAACACAGCAGCAGCCAGCUCAUCAUCAUCGGCAUCAUCUAGUGCAGCGAUACAUAAAUUUAGCGGAGCUGGAGCAGCCAAGGCUAAAACUUUUGGUCAAAAAAGCGUAACACAAAAAACACUGCCAGCAAAUGGUGUGGCCAAUAAACCAAGUGCUACCAUACAGAAACCCAAGCCAUUGUCGGCAAAGCCUUCAUUCAACAACAACAUCAAUGCAAAGAAGCCAACAAAGGCCCCAACAGCACCCACUACCACAGCAGCUGCUAGAUCAACGAUUUCGGGGAAACCAUCGACUACAGUGGCAUCAUUAACGCAAAAAUUUGAACCCCCUUCUAAAACGAGUAGCGCCAGCACAAUAACAUCGACGACGACGUCCUUAAGAAAAUAGUUUUAAGUUAAGAAGUUAAUUAGUUAUUAUAUAAUUUAAUACUAUUAUAUAUUAGAAAGGUCCCUUAGGUAUGGAGAAAACAUAAGAUGUUCUGAUGUUUUCAAAAAAAAAAAAAUCAAUAUUUGGUGAAUUUUAUUUUCGCUGAGAACAUCAAUAACUUACAUUUUCGGUGACCCUGCUAAAUAUUAUUCUAAAACUAUAAACGCACUGAUUUCGAUUUAGA
Messenger RNA from Lucilia cuprina (Australian sheep blowfly), 5333 nucleotides. RefSeq names its product disintegrin and metalloproteinase domain-containing protein 9 (gene Meltrin). The transcript is spliced from 10 exons. Gene Ontology annotation, biological process: membrane protein ectodomain proteolysis. NCBI's taxonomy places the organism in Eukaryota, Metazoa, Arthropoda, Insecta, Diptera, Calliphoridae. Gene Ontology annotation, molecular function: metalloendopeptidase activity. The record is from RefSeq and is a predicted model, not a curated record. The coding region runs from base 593 to 5110 and encodes 1505 amino acids.